AGGUAUAUCAAAUUUUGGUUCGAUGUUACCGUCUCCCGGUGACGUUCUUACGUCUUCUGCUGACAGCCUGAUGUCGUCUAAGGGAGACCCUCCCAGCAAACCUGGGGGAUGCUCAUCAACCGAAGAAGUCCCCACAGGCUCUUGUGAAGGGGGAAUGUCCAAAGAAGACACAAGCACUGGUUGUGGAGAAGUCUCUAGCAGUUGUGGAAAAUCGACAGAUGAAAAAACUGCUUUGAUUAAGGCUAAAGAAAAACUUCAGAAAAUAAAAAAAGAAGAUGUUAGAGAGUUCGCCGUGAAGUAUAUAUUGCCGUUAUUUACGGGAGUUGUUGCAGGUGCUGUUGUGGGUGGUUUGGUAGGGGGGCUUGCAUUUAAAUCUCCUAAAUGCUCCACUUGUAAAAGAUAUAGCCCCUUGGAUACUAACCCAAGACCAGGCAUAUUUGAUCCCCUAACCCCAAAAGAAAUGGAACAAAUUCAAGAAGUGCUAAUAGAAUCGGGAACUGUGGAUAACUUAACUACUCCACUUGGUUUUAAUUCGUCCUAUGUCGCGUCGAUGUCCAUGUUUCCGCCUGAAAAGAAUGAAACUUUGAACUACUACCAAAACCAGAGCAGUUUUGUUGGCAGAUUUGCCGAGGUUCAUGUGGUGGGGUCGACAGAAAUCCAGAUCCUCCUCGUUGGGCCUUUGCAGAUCGAACCAGUAGAUGUACAAAUAAUGUCAUCACUUCCACUUGACUCCAGAAAUAUUGAUGUGGUAAUGAAAACUGAACUAGAAAUAUUCAUCCAGCCAGUGAUGACCGAGUUGAAGCCCAUCCUGGAAGAAAGCUUCGAUGGGGCAACGUAUCCUAGAGAUCUUGCUGUCAGCUUCAAUACUGGAUUUAACAAACCUGGAACCACAGGGCGUGAAAUUAGGUUUGCACUUCAUCUUCGGGGUCUUGGAGAAGUGGACAAAGAUCUGUUUCAUAUGCUCCCAGUUUCUGGUAUUGUCGCAUACAAUGGAAGUUCCGUUGAAGACUGGCAGAUGAAGGAACUCUUUUACUUGAACCAAGGUCCCUUUGCAAAUGCUAGUGAUCUUCUUGCUGCUUACAAUGAAAGUAGAAUAAAUAAAGUUCAUCUCCCCACAGGCUACAGGAACACUUUAAGUGAAAGGCUUUUCCCCCGGAGUCUAGCGGAGAAAAGAGAAAAUAGCGAGGUACCACCACCAAGAAGUUAUUCCCCUGGGACCCCGCGGUACAGAAUAAAUAACUACAACGUAACGUGGAUGGGCUGGAACUUCGCCAUUAGUAACAACCCUAUGCGUGGACUGGCAACCUAUAAUGUACAGUUUAGGGGGGUUCGUAUUCUGUAUGAGAUGGCGCUACAAGACAUCCUGGUGAGACAGACCGCCGACACCCACGGUGAAAACAAUGCCGUCAACCUUCUGUCCUCCUCCAACAUCGGGGAGUACGAGGCGGUGAUACCUGGCGUCGAUUGUCCGGAGAGAGCCACCCUGCUCAGUACGACCUACUGGAACACAGUGCUGCGAGCUGGGACAACUACCAAAUCUAUUUGCGUGUUCGAGGGAGACGGGGAAAUGCCGCUGUGGAGGAGGCGGGGAAACAGAUACGCUUCUGGCCUGAGAGAUAACUAUCUGGUGGUGAGGGCUACAUCCAGGGUGGGUAACCUGGAUUUUUCAGUGGAAUAUAGAUUCCAUCUGGACGGAAGUAUAGACACCAACAUCCACAGUUUCGGCACGUUGCAGGGCGCCUUCUGGAAUUCCAACAGUUCAAAUAACGCCGCUUCUAACAAGAGAAAUGCGUUUGGAGUUAACCUUGCAGACUACGUUGGUGGCAUGUCUGGAAGUCACUCGUUCAACUUCAAGGUGGACGUAGAUGUGGUGGACACGCUGAAUUCAUUUCAAGAAAUCUCCUGGAAACAAGGCACUGCUGGAACAGCACUUCGGUCAUUAAACGAUAUCGCGGAGAGCCCAAACUACUUUGUGACUAACGCUACACUCUACCCUUCAUUUGAAACCAUCACCGAGGAAAGUGGUUUAAUCAAGGCCAAAAGGCCCCAAGUGUGGCUUGUAUCGCCAUCCAAGAAUGCCUCUUACUCUGGCUACCAGCUGACAAUAGACGCUUCACUCAUUGACAUCAUUCAGAAAGAACAUCCGGGCUCGGGUAUGGCUUCCUUCACCAAGCACGACUUGGCAGUACUCCGUCGCAACGAGAACGAACAGUACUUCACCAUGCCAUAUGACUCCAACACUAUGCCCAACUCCAUGGUCAACCUCGAUAAACUCAUGGACCCGUCUGAGAGCACCAACAACACCGACAUCGUCCUCUCCAUCAACGUUGGCUUCAUGGACAUGCCGCGCACAGAGGACGUACCCGUGCAGCGCCGGCAGUCAGCUUCCUUCCACCUCCAGCCCUUCAACAUGUUCCCUCGUUCACCUGACCUUGACCUGCUCUCCUUCUUCCACGUCGCUGACGGCAGCAUCAAGGACAUGCCUGCUGAAUUCGAGAGCUGUAUUGAACCCAGGGACCGACUGGAGACCCAGUUCCCCAAUGUCAAUUAGUUAAUCCCGUGAUUUCAACAUUAGUAAUUAGUUUGAAGUCUUCCAGAUUCAUAAAGAAGUUGGAAGAACAUGAACACAUGACACUGUUUUAUGAAUAACAACUUCUUCAUUAAAUGAAGCAAGGAGCAAGCAGUAUCUCGAAACUUAUCAACAAAGAAUACAAGAAGUUGUUAUCAAUAAAACAGCGUCGUACAUUCAAGUAAAAAGCUGGCAAAGAAAAAUCUGCACAAGCUAACGGGAGAAGGGCGAGUCAUGCUUGUUCACAAUCUGAUAUAUGUUUUAUGUUCAGUUUGCAUGAAAGGAGACUAGCAGCCCUAGAAAUAUGGAUUAAAGUCAUUAAACGCUACUCUGUGUGUGUCUAUUCAAAUUGUAUAAUGUAUACAUAUAUAUCUAUCUAUCCUGCAUUAGAGAAAUGACCGUACUGCGUGCCGAAAAUCAGAUUGUUCAGCUUAGUGCCGCUAUAAAACUAUUCGAUAAGCACGGAUGUCUAUCUGAAGAGUAGGGAGUCUUCAAAUGAGGUCCAUCAUCACAUGUUUAAUAUUUUGUCCCAUGUUGUUUUCCUGGUGCUGACCAGCGACCAUCUGGAUUCGUUGCGUCUUUACGACAACGAUAUAUAGGAUCAUGUCCUUCCUAUAUCUUCUCACAAAGGGAGAAAGGUAUGGUGGCGUGGUUGUACUCCAAGUGGAUCAGGAUCUUUGAAGCUAUCGUACAGUAAAUGUGCCUCCGUUGACUGAGGUAUUCGCAUUUGUGAUCCUUUCAAAGUGCUUCUUAUGCCUCCACCUUACACCUGUAAGCUGAAGUCAACGCCCCCAUACCUCUCCCACACCCCACACACACACACACACACACACACACACACACACACACACACACACACACACACAGAUGAUAAACCACUCAUCGAGAGACAAAUGAUAAGUGACACACACACACAUAUGAACCACACACAUACAUUCAAAUGAUAAGUCACACACACGCGCCAACUACAAAUAAGCUUGUUCCCCAAACUGUUUGUAUGCAUGUGUCUCCAUGUAAUCGUGUUACAAUACUUAUAACUGUACAAAUAUAUGGUAAUCAAUAUUCCUUUGUCUGUAUAAAUGGUUCUUUUGAAUUAAUAUUUGAAUUAAAAUCGUUUUGGUUCCAA
This is a messenger RNA of Haliotis rubra (blacklip abalone), 3695 nucleotides long. RefSeq names its product amiloride-sensitive amine oxidase [copper-containing]-like. Gene Ontology annotation, cellular component: plasma membrane. Bases 23 to 2551 code for a protein of 842 amino acids. The record is from RefSeq and is a predicted model, not a curated record. Gene Ontology annotation, molecular function: copper ion binding; primary methylamine oxidase activity; quinone binding. NCBI's taxonomy places the organism in Eukaryota, Metazoa, Mollusca, Gastropoda, Lepetellida, Haliotidae. The transcript has a single exon. Gene Ontology annotation, biological process: amine metabolic process.